AUGGCUCUGAAUCGUGAAACAACCCAAACGAUUCGGGUUCCUCGGCGAGGUGGAAAGAUUGCCUUGGAAGAGGCAGUCGGCAGCCCCCUCUUUGCUGCAUACCAACUCUAUCCGCCUCGUCCAGCAAUCAAAGGGCUAGAUGGCCUGCCAUUCAGCCCCCAAUUCCUUGCGGAUGUUGAGGGUAGAUUAGACGAUGUCGGUCUCCGUCUCAAGUCAAUGGAUCAAUGUGGCAUCCAGUAUGCUAUUCUUAGCCUGACUUCGCCCGGUAUUGAGGGAGUUAGUGAUGCUGCGACAGCUAUUCAUUUCGCCAAAGAGACAAAUGAUGACAUAUAUCAUAAAUAUGUUGAGCCUCACCCUUCCCGCUUUGGUUUCUUCGCAUGUGUGGCAAUGCAUGACCCAAAGGAAGCUGCCAAGGAGCUUGAGAGAGCCGUAACACAGCUCGGCGCAAAAGGGGUCUUGGUCAAUGGUUUUACAAAUCUUGAUGACCGUGAUGAACAGCUGCGGUACCUCGAUGCACCAGAAUGUGAGCUAUUCUGGGCCAUGCUACAUCACCUCAAGGUGCCUUUAUAUCUGCACCCCCGUCUGCCUCCGACCCAUCAGCAGGUGUUAUAUAGCCAGUAUCCGAACCUGGCCUCGGCAUCAUACGGCUUUGGAGUGGAGUGCGCUGGUCAUGCUCUCAGAAUCAUGUGCUCGGGGAUACUUGACAAAUAUCCAGUGAACAUUAUCUUAGGUCACUGUGCCGAGGCUCUCCCGUUUCUUAUUCACCGGGCGGGUCAACGAAUAAACAUCGGAACACCGGGAAGCAAUGGCAAGCACACCAAGCCCCUAAUGCAUUAUUUCAGGACCCAUUUCAUUGCGACACUGGCCGGAGUUCGCCGCCAUAGCACGUUGAGAAAUACGAUUGAGGAACUGGGCGAGUCACGAGUAAUGUUUAGUGUGGAUUAUCCUUACGAGAGCAAUGAGGACGCUGUAGACUGGUUCGAUGCCCUUGAAAUCAACGAGAAUUCCAGGGCCGCUAUUUCUCACCAAAACGCGGUGCGCCUCUUCGGAUUAGAUAGCAAGUGUACGGAGCUACGUACAUCAAAAAUUUUGGGCCACCUAUGA
Messenger RNA from Penicillium odoratum, 1104 nucleotides. RefSeq names its product amidohydrolase family protein. Gene Ontology annotation, cellular component: cytosol; cytoplasm. Lineage: Eukaryota; Fungi; Ascomycota; Eurotiomycetes; Eurotiales; Aspergillaceae. Gene Ontology annotation, biological process: secondary metabolic process. The coding region runs from base 1 to 1104 and encodes 367 amino acids. Gene Ontology annotation, molecular function: carboxy-lyase activity; hydrolase activity. The record is from RefSeq and is a predicted model, not a curated record. The transcript has a single exon.